Pundamilia nyererei is the source of this 1207-nucleotide messenger RNA. RefSeq names its product protocadherin beta-1-like. The annotation marks the transcript as partial. Gene Ontology annotation, cellular component: plasma membrane. Gene Ontology annotation, biological process: homophilic cell-cell adhesion. The record is from RefSeq and is a predicted model, not a curated record. NCBI's taxonomy places the organism in Eukaryota, Metazoa, Chordata, Actinopteri, Cichliformes, Cichlidae. Gene Ontology annotation, molecular function: calcium ion binding. The transcript has a single exon.
UUUGUCGAGGGUUCAUGUGAACGAAGUCUCACAGAUUUCCGCUUAACGCUUGAGAACAAUUUUAUAAGCCAACCAGCUACUGGUAUACUAGGGUAUUUUUGUUACUGCCUAAAGAGACGAUUUUUUCUUUCUUUGUAUCUUUUUUGUCUGAGUAAUGGCGCCUGUAAGACGUCUACAUUACAUAUCACCAGGGUGGGAAUCAUUUUGUGGAGUACGACGUCGCAUAGGAUCGCUUCUGUUGCUGCUUCUUGCGGUUAACAUGGUAGGUGGUCAGAUUCGGUAUUCUAUACCUGAGGAGAUGAAGAAAAGCUCUGUUAUUGGUAAUGUGGCGCAGGAUCUUGGCUUGGAUCUGAAAAGGCUCAGCUCAGGGCAGGCCCGUAUCGUGACCGGAGAAAAUGUUCACUACACCGAGCUGCAGAAAGACAAAGGGAUUCUGGUCGUGAAUGAGAGAAUAGACCGAGAGCAGCUUUGUGGGGACGUAACGCCGUGUAGUUUCAGCUUUGAGAUGAUUUUGGAAAACCCGAUGGAACUACACAGAAUAACUGUCGAGGUUUUGGACAUAAAUGAUCACGCACCUGUCUUCCCAAACAAAGAUAAACCCAUCAGUUUUGAAAUAAGCGAAUCAGCUGCAGUUGGAGUACGUUUUCCUCUGCAGAGCGCGCAGGAUCUAGAUGUGGGCCAAAACGCUCUGCAAAAUUAUAUUCUGUCCCCAAACGACAAUUUUAUAUUGAAACAACAUUCAAAUCCAGAUGGAAGAAAAUAUGUUGAAAUGGUGCUCCAGAAACCUUUAGACAGAGAGCGACACCCGCAUUUCUCUUUGAAAUUAAUCGCAGUUGAUGGAGGAACACCGCAGAGAUCUGGUACAGUAAAUAUAGAUGUGACUGUGUUAGACGCCAACGACAAUAUUCCAGUUUUUAAUCAAUCAGUGUACAAAGCAUCUGUGUUGGAAAACACAAAAACAGGGACUAGUAUCAUUACAGUAAAUGCAACAGACGCAGACAGUGGAUCAUAUGGACACAUUACAUACAGUUUAUCCGAAAUGAAAGAAAGUGCAGCGGACAUUUUUAGAAUUAAUGAAAACACCGGAAUAAUUUACGUGUCUGGUCAGAUUGACUACGAGAAAGACAAAAAAUACGAGUUGAGGGUAGAGGCAAAAGAUCACGGUGGACUAACUGGGACAAGUAAAGUUAUAUUUGAUGUUAUUGAU